CUGCGCAGUGCGCGCCCGCUCAUGUUGUUGCCGUCCCGGCGCAGGGCGCGGGGCCCCGCUCCCCCGGCGCGGCGCUGAACUCCGCGGGGCCGCCCCGGGGCCCCGGCAGGGGCUGGGCGGCGGGGGCGGGGGGCGCCCUGAGGGCCGAGCCCAGCCGAAGGGGCCGCGGCGGCCGCUGCCUGCUGCCCGCUAGGGCCUGAUGGAAGACACAAAGGAGCUGAGUCUCCCCUCUUCUUGUGUGAAACCCCCUGGGGAAGAGGCUAUGGACAAAACCAUUGGCAAACAGCAGAAACUGGCUUCAGACAAAAUGCUGUCAUACAUAGCAAAUGAAGAGACAGGAAAAACAUUUCUGUAAUUUUCCAGCUGAGAUUUUACUUAUAAUAAGAGUGGAAGGCACAUUUCCAGAUAGAGAGCACUGUAUCCAUGGCAACGUGUUCAACUUCUGUCUUAAUCUACGCACACGUGCACACAAACGAAUAACUGAUCUUGCAUCUUGCUGGUAAUAGUAUCAGUGAUAGUGUACAGACAGAACAUACUUCACGAACAGAAAGGAAAAGACGCGAUUCAUUCGGGAUGUUUGACGGUUAUGAUAGUUGUAGUGAGGACACCAGCAGCAGCUCCAGUUCAGAUGAGAGUGAAGAAGAGGUUGCUCCUUUGCCAUCCAGUCUCCCAAUCAUAAAGAACAAUGGACAGGUCUAUACUUAUCCAGAUGGUAAAUCUGGCAUGGCUACAUGCGAGAUGUGUGGAAUGGUUGGUGUCCGUGACGCUUUUUACUCCAAAACGAAACGCUUCUGCAGUGUAUCAUGUUCCAGAAGCUAUUCAUCGAACUCCAAGAAGGCCAGCAUUCUGGCCAGACUUCAGGUAGCGGGUAAACCUCCAACAAAAAAGGCUAAAGUUCUACAAAAACAACCAUUGGUGGCUAAAUUAGCAGCAUAUGCUCAGUACCAAGCAACUUUACAAAACCAGGCAAAGACUAAAGCAGCUGUCCCUGUGGAAGGUUUCAGCUGGGGUAACUACAUCAAUAGCAAUAGCUUUACAGCAGCUCCUGUCACCUGUUUUAAACAUGCACCUAUGGGGACAUGCUGGGGUGAUAUCUCAGAAGGAGUACGAGUGGAGGUUCCAAACACGGACUGCAGCCUACCUACCAAAGUCUUCUGGAUAGCUGGAAUUGUAAAAUUAGCAGGCUACAAUGCUCUGCUAAGAUAUGAAGGCUUUGAAAAUGAUUCAAGCCUUGACUUCUGGUGCAACGUUUGUGGGACUGAUAUCCACCCGGUUGGUUGGUGUGCGACCAGUGGAAAGCCUCUAGUCCCUCCUCGAACCAUCCAACACAAAUACACAAACUGGAAAGCUUUUCUAGUGAAACGACUUACUGGUGCCAAAACACUUCCUCCUGACUUUUCUCAGAAGGUGUCUGAAAGUAUGCAGUAUCCAUUCAAAACUUCCAUGAGAGUAGAAGUUGUUGACAAAACACACCUUUGUCGAACAAGGGUAGCGGUUGUAGAGAGUGUCAUUGGGGGACGAUUAAGAUUGGUAUAUGAAGAAAGUGAAGACAAAACGGAUGACUUCUGGUGCCAUAUGUACAGUCCACUCAUUCAUCACAUUGGUUGGUCUCGAAGUAUAGGACACAGAUUCAAAAGAUCUGAUAUUACAAAGAAACAGGAUGCACAUUUUGAUGCACCCCCACAUUUAUUUAUGAAGGUAAAAGAGGUUGACACAGCUGGAGAAUGGUUUAAAGAAGGAAUGAAAUUGGAAGCUAUAGACCCCUUAAACCUUUCAGCAAUAUGUGUGGCAACUAUUAGAAAGGUUUUAGCAGAUGGCUAUCUUAUGAUUGGGAUUGAUGGCUCAGAAGCAGCAGAUGGGUCUGAUUGGUUUUGUUACCAUGCCACUUCCCCUUCUAUUUUCCCUGUUGGUUUCUGUGAAAUUAACAUGAUUGAACUAACUCCACCCAGAGGGUAUGCAAAACUCCCUUUCAAAUGGUUUGACUACCUCAGGGAAACUGACUCAAUAGCAGCACCUGUAAAGCUCUUCAAUAAGGAAGUUCCAAACCAUGGGUUUCAUGUUGGAAUGAAACUGGAGGCUGUUGAUCUGAUGGAACCUCGCCUGGUAUGUGUGGCCACAGUAACUCGCAUUAUCCAUCGUCUGUUGAGGAUACACUUUGAUGGGUGGGAAGAUGAAUAUGAUCAGUGGGUGGAUUGCGAGUCCCCAGACCUCUAUCCAGUGGGAUGGUGUCAGCUAACUGGAUAUCAACUACAGCCUCCAGCGCCACAGUCAUCAAGAGAUAACCAGUCAAGUUCAUCAAAACAGAAGAAAAAAUCAAAAUCGCAACAAUACAAAGGACAUAAAAAAAUGUCUUCAUUGCAGCUGAAGGAGGAGUUGCUAGAUGGAGAAGAAUAUAGCUUCCUUCAAGGAGCAUCUGAUCAGGAAAGCAACGGAUCUGCCAGUUACUACAUUAAACAAGAACCAUAAGGCAGCUCAGAAAAGUGAGGGGCAGAUUAUUGGUGAUAGGAAAAGAGCCUUUCUCCAAGACUGACUGAUCUCGUUCCCACUUUGAUGGUGCAGUUUGGAUGACUGUACCUGGGGCACUUUGCUAACUGUAGAUGAGUUAGACUCAGUUCAGAAUUUUUUGGAAGGGCGGGGAAACUAUUUUAGUGAAAAAAAGAUUUUUCAAUUUAUUAAAAACAAGAAUGGACACUUUUGUGUUGUAUUUGAAGCUUUUGAAAGAAUUUUGUAAUAUUUUCAAGUUCAGAUUUAUUGUGCAUUGUUAACAAGAACUGAAAAUCUAAUUUUUUUGGUAAGAUUAAAGUUUAAUUAGCACGAUUGUGGGAAGCGGUUGGAGGAAGAUAUAGUUGCAAGUACAGAUGAACUGUCAUGACAAAUGAACCUUUUUGGUACAAGUUGGGAGACUUACAGACUCUUGUGAACUGCACUGGUCACGCCUCUGUUUUCUUAUGGUGAAAAUAAGGCAUUUAAGCUCUGAUUUAGAGGCAUAAAUUGUAUAUGGAAGAUAGUCCUGUAAAGCUCUACUCAGUGAGUAGCCCCAGUUGCAAUGGAGCCAUCACGUGAGGGAGGUUUUUAACUUUUCAAUAUGUUUUUAUUUAGUUUUAAAUGCUUUUUUUUAUAUAAGACGUUUUGUAAUUUUAAAAAGUUCCUUAGGGUCUGAAUCAGUGCCCAUUAAUAUCAGUAGCCUUGUCUUCAGUGACUGCAGUGGGCAUUGCAUUGGGACUAUAAAGCUCUUGUCUAUAUGUGGAUGUGUGUAGUCUUGGAAUGCUCCAGCAACUGUUUACAGAGCCCUAUGCCAAACUGGAACUUCAGAAAAUUCCCACAUUUGGAAGAUUAAGUUUAGCUCUGAAUUUAGGCUAAAGAAGCUUACUAAGUAACUCAGGCCUUCCCUUGAGACUGGGAAGGAACUUCAGAGUAUUCUGAUUAUUUUUUCUUCCAUUCAGAAAGACCUAGCUGUUGCCUUGCCAUCUUAAAUAUUUAUUUCUGAACAUUCAAAACUGAUGUUCCAUGUGAUUUCAGUUGAGCUAAAAUGAGCCAAGCAUUGCAAAUUAAAAAAAAAAAAUUCAUUCGUGCACAGCCUGCAGUUCCUUUCUUGCUGCAGUAGUGUAAUAUGGAAGUUGAGAUUUGAGAAGUAUAUAAAUCACAUACAAUCUAGCAUAUAAUUCACAAACUGGAUUUGCUUAUUGCCUGGAAUCUUUGUGUCAAGUAUCCCAUUAAUCCCACCUGUUUGACUGUCCAGUGGCUUUAAAGGCAAAAGUCAUGCAGAAGGAUGAAAAUGAUUAAUAGUAAAAUACAAAGUACUUUUGCAUGAACUCUUAAUUAUUUGGAUUUUCUUUCCAUAGUUUUUAACUUUGUAUGUUUAUUUAGAUGGCUUCAUUUAUGGAGUUGGUUAGUAAAGUUAUUUAUCAGCCCUGCAGAGCUGUGACUGGAAAAAUGUGCAUCAAGAGCUUUAGCUUUUACCAGUAAGGUUCAUUAACUAAACUCUCAGGAAUUAAUUGCAUAUGUUCUAUAAGUGCUUCUGGGUCUUAGUAGGUCCCCUUCAGAGCAGUACAAUGAUCAUCUGACUCUUGACUAUAAGUUAGGGCUUAAAAAAAAAAAAAUAACUUUUUUGUUCCUACAGCCUAAAAAAUGCUUUAAGGAUAUCAACCCACAGAGCCCCAGGAGACCAUUUUUUUGUAUAUUGUUGUUUGAAUU
Oxyura jamaicensis (ruddy duck) is the source of this 4194-nucleotide messenger RNA. It is a transcript of the gene MBTD1, whose product is annotated as mbt domain containing 1. Gene Ontology annotation, cellular component: nucleus. NCBI's taxonomy places the organism in Eukaryota, Metazoa, Chordata, Aves, Anseriformes, Anatidae. The transcript is spliced from 18 exons. Gene Ontology annotation, molecular function: zinc ion binding. Gene Ontology annotation, biological process: regulation of DNA-templated transcription. The record is from RefSeq and is a predicted model, not a curated record. The coding region runs from base 574 to 2466 and encodes 630 amino acids.